Molecule: messenger RNA, 1035 nt
Organism: Arabis nemorensis
Lineage: Eukaryota; Viridiplantae; Streptophyta; Magnoliopsida; Brassicales; Brassicaceae
Source: the annotation of a GenBank genome assembly
AUGGUGAAGGAAACUGAGUAUUACGACAUUUUAGGCGUCAAGAGUGAUGCACCAGGUGCUGAGAUUAAAAAAGCUUAUUAUAUAAAAGCAAGGAUAGUUCAUCCAGACAAGAACCCUAAUGAUCCUCAAGCUGCUAGAAACUUUCAGGUACUAGGUGAAGCUUACCAAGUUCUUAGCGAUCCGGAGAAGCGAAAAGCUUAUGACAACUUUGGAAAAGAAGGGCUUCAACAGGAUGCAAUGGUUGAUCCUGCAGCUGUAUUUGGCAUGCUCUUUGGUAGCGAGCUAUUUGAGGAUUACGUUGGGCAACUUGCUCUUGCUUCAAUUUCAUCACUUGACGCCGAGUUAGAAUCAUAUGAGCCUGAGAUUAGGAAAAAGAUGCUUCAAGACAAGAUCAAAGCGAUGCAAAAGGCAAGGGAAGACAAGCUUAUAGCUACAUUGAAAAACAAACUGGAACCAUUCGUGGAAAGACAAAUCGAUGAAUUUGUGAAUUGGGCUAACGCAGAGGCAAAGCGGCUUUCUACAGCUGGUUUUGGUGAAGCAAUGCUGCACACUGUGGGUUACAUUUACACUAGAAAAGCUGCGAAAGAACUCGGAAAGGACAAACGUCUCAUGAAAGUACCGUUCUUAGCUGAAUGGGUGCGUGACAAAGGCCACAUGAUAAAAUCUCAAGUGAUGGCUGCUUCUGGUGCGGUUGCGUUACUUCAGUUGCAGGACGAAGUGAGCAAGCUGCAUCAGGGAGAGAACAAAGAGGAGCAUAUACAGAAAGCCAUUGAAGCUAAAAAAGAUGCAAUGCUUCAAUCCCUUUGGCAAAUCAAUGUACUCGACAUCGAAUCAACCUUAUCCCGUGUCUGCCAAGCGGUGCUUAAAGAUCCAAGUGUUUCAAAGGAUGUUCUUCGAGCUAGAGCUAGAGGAUUAAGGAAGCUCGGAAACAUUUUCCAGGGUUCUAAGAAACCUUACUCCAGAGAAAACAGUUUGCGCCAUGAAGAAGCCGCCGUGAAACUUCACCCCGGCGAUUCUUCCAAACCGGCGACUUAA